UGACUAAUUUUUAGCACUGUAAUUUUGAUUUCCUGUGUGUGUGGUUGGUUUCUACAUUGAAUUGUACUGGGGCGGAAAGUUACGAUCGUGAACACACGCUUCCACGUGUGUAGGGUAUAAUGAGAACAACGCAAUGCCGCGCAUCCUUGAGAGGUCUUGUGGCCGUGACUGAAGAAGGGUCGACGUGGAAAUAGAGGGGAGGGAAGCGAUCAAGACCAGGGAUUAAGAUAUGAAAUUACGCCUAUUUGCAUGGCCAGUUUUUCUCCUUGCAUACACCGUGUUUGCUGCGCUGCCUAGACCUUAUAAUGUGAGGAUGGAUGCAGUGAACACUCGAUACAUCAUGAAAUGGGACUGGAAUCACUCCAUGGCCAAUCACAACAUCACGUUCACCGCUCAAUACACAUUUUCUCAUAAACAGUCGGACGAGAGGUCCUACACAGGGAUGUGUAUCAGGAUAACUGAGGAGAGGUGUGACUUCUCUAGGGAGCUGAACUUCUACAUGGGGUCAUACAUACUGAGAGUGAGGGCCGAGGGCAGGGGUCAGAUGUCAGACUGGUACAGGCUGAAGUUCGUUCCUGAUGAACAUGCGGACCUAGGCCCCCCAUCCCAUGUGGCAUUCGAUCCAGGGGACACCAUGUUAACAGUGAGCUUCAGGGAGCCAAUGACGGAGCAGAACACCCCCAUGAGAUCUGUGUUAGACAUGUCCUUCAGUCUGCAGUAUUGGGAGAAGCAUUCACCCAGCAAGAAACAAGAGAAAGUUUUUGACUCCACAGAGGGAACAUUGUUCCCGCUGAAGCCCUGGACAGAGUACUGCCUGCAGGUCAAUGCAUUCAACAAAUUGUACAAUAAGACCAGCCCAUACACACAGCAACAGUGUGUGAGGACCCUGGGAUAUCCUCCGGUGUGGAAGGUGUUGCUGGCUCUGCUGGGCUGUGUAGCUCUGAUGACGACAGUGCCUGUCUACAGAUGCCACAAAAAGAGAAAAAGUAUUGUCUCAAAGCACACAUUUCCCAGCAGUAUACUGCAUAACACACAGGAUACAAUAUCCCUUCUCCUCCUGCCUCGGGAGGAGAGCUGUGUGGCCACAGUUGUGGUGGCUGUACAGGUAGAGCAGACAAGCCAGGGUCAACAGCAACAGGUCAAGGGUCAGGGAGAUGUUGAGGCGGAGCAGGACAGUGGCUCCUCCUCCAUCCAGAGAGGACAAGGCAGCUCCAGUCAGGACUCUGGGAUCUACUCAGGAGAAGACAGUGGAAAGAAGAGCACAGGAUCAACAACAACAAGUCAACCUAAAGAGACACACUGAGAAGAAAAAAAAAUGGAUCCCCAUAGCAAACUGCUGUAGAGCAAUUAGUGGAAUUUUAGGAAGCAGCUUGGAUUCACUGUCAAGAGGAGAGCUCUCGGGGAAAUUCUCUUUUAGUCAAAUGACUUUUUAAGACAUUUUUAGACUAGCUAUAAGACCCGAUGCAUUUCUCUAGUUGAGUUUAUUGAGUUGCCUGGGAAUAAUGGCCAAUAAUGCAGGUUAUGGAAUGUACUGUAUAUGUUAUUAUUUUUAUGUUAUUCCCAUGCAAUAGGAGAUAUGAAAUAUAUUUUGCUCAGAUAAUUCACAGGC
Oncorhynchus tshawytscha (Chinook salmon) is the source of this 1609-nucleotide messenger RNA. RefSeq names its product interferon alpha/beta receptor 1a. Bases 230 to 1303 code for a protein of 357 amino acids. The record is from RefSeq and is a predicted model, not a curated record. Gene Ontology annotation, molecular function: protein binding. Lineage: Eukaryota; Metazoa; Chordata; Actinopteri; Salmoniformes; Salmonidae. The transcript has 6 exons.